AUGCAGGGAAUUGAAGAAAGUGACAGAACUACUAUGGCAAAUAAUAAUAUGGAGCUGAAUAUUAAGAUAUGCCUUCUUGAAUAUCAACCUGAAAAUGAAGUAUGUGAAAAUAAUGAUAAUGACUCAGAAUUGAUUAAUGAAGAUAAAGGUGAAGAAGAAAUUGAGAUGCUUACACAGACAGAUGUUCUGUCAACAGCUAGAACAACAAAUAAAGUAAUCACGAAUGUCAUAGAAAAUAAUAACAUUUGUAUAACUUCAGUAGAUAAUAUUUCACAAAAGAAAAAAAGUAAUAAAAAUCAACCUUUGCUUAAAUUCCCAUCUUCAAAUUCCUCACCACUCAGUUCUCUAUUUCCUGGUUUCAAAUCAUCAAGUCACAAUUUGAUGUGCCAUUUAGAUUCACCAGUUCAUGAAAAAAUCAGUUUAAACAAUUUAGAAAUUACAUUAUUUAGAAAAAAAAUUCAAAAAAUUGAUAUCAACUGA
Molecule: messenger RNA, 480 nt
Organism: Diversispora eburnea
Lineage: Eukaryota; Fungi; Glomeromycota; Glomeromycetes; Diversisporales; Diversisporaceae
Source: the annotation of a GenBank genome assembly